This is a messenger RNA of Mizuhopecten yessoensis (Yesso scallop), 2364 nucleotides long. Its product is annotated as protein FAM134C-like. The record is from RefSeq and is a predicted model, not a curated record. Gene Ontology annotation, biological process: reticulophagy. NCBI's taxonomy places the organism in Eukaryota, Metazoa, Mollusca, Bivalvia, Pectinida, Pectinidae. The transcript is spliced from 9 exons. Bases 222 to 1781 code for a protein of 519 amino acids.
UUUUAUAUUUUUAGUUUAUUUUGAAGAUUCCUCCAAUUUGUGUACUAACUGAAUUUUUGUAAACGGACAUUACCUAAAUAUGUGAUAAAAAUGACAUAUUAAUAAUUAGGUCAUGCCCUAAAUGCCUUAAAUGUCACAUGGUCUGACGUCAUAUCCAAAACAAAAAUAUUGGGGCACUGACUUUGAUAGUUUCAGAUUGCGUCGAAGGAUAAGUGACCACCAUGGAGAAUUCGGAGUCACGAAGCGAUGACGAACAUGUCCAAAGAACAGAAAACAUGUUCAAAAGAAUUCUUAGCCCGAUCGAACCUUUGGUGAUGCGCAUUCAGAGUCUGCUUGUGUGGGAAUAUCCGAGGAAAAGCGCAGUGCUAUUUAUUUGUGUUCAUGGACUAUUUUGGUUUUUCGCAGUGAAAGGAUGCCAGUUUUACUCCAUCGCCAGUACCAUCCUCUUCAUUGUGUACUUGGUUCUGACGUGGAAAUUAAAAAUCUGGCCAAAAAUUUAUCGGUUUUUGGCAGCAGUGGGAUGUCGGUUUUAUUUUGUGGUCAGUACUGUCACCUACAUUAUAUAUCUGGUACAGACAUGGAAACACAAGAUAUGGCCAGAAAUCAGGGUGCCACCAGCUGUACCAGAGGACCCUGACAGCUGGACACCAGUACAUCCCCGACUACUCAGUGUGCCAGAACUGUGUCAAUACAUAGCCCAUGUAUGGUGCUCCUGUUCUAACAUUCUACAUUAUUGGUUGACUUUUAGAAGAGUUUAUCCUUUUUUGUUUUGUGUUAUGAGCUGUACAUUUUUCUUUAUCCUGGCUAUGAUUGGACAUUAUAUACCAGGACUAAUGUUAGCCUAUAUUAUAGUUAUCAGUACGUUGCUGGGUCCCAGUGUUCUUUACCAUAAUCUUCUCAAGAGAGUCUACCUCAAGUUUGAACCAAUAUUUAUGAAAAUGGAAUAUUCUAUCAAGCUGAAGAAUAAAUGGUCUUUUAAAGUUCCCCGGUCAUCUACGUCAGUUGUUAGUGCUGCUGGCCAGGUGGAAAUAUCUGAUACAGACAGUGAGACAGAUUUCACACCAUCCCUUGACCCUGUGACUACAGCAGCGCUGGCCCGCGCCAUCACAGAUAGUGAGGAUGAGAGUCUGGACCCUUCGCUGUCCACACCCCUGCUGUCAAAGGAACCUUCCAUCGACUUGGAGGAUGAGGAUGACCAGGAGCGACAGGUUGAUUUUGAUGUUAAUUUUGAGGAAGGGAUCCCAGAGAUGCCAUCAUUUGAAGAUGUUUUAGAUAACACAGAUGAUGAACUUCUCGAGCUACAUAUUCCAAAGAAACGUUCAAAGCACAGACGACAGAAACUAGAGGAUAUGAACUUUGUACCUGAACAUUUUGGUGACACAUCGGACUCUGAGGAAGAGGAAACUGACUUGAAUUUUCCAUCUCUUAUGGCAGAAAGCCUGUUGGACUCUGAAUCGAACUCAGGAGGUGAUAUGUUGUCCGGCGCAACUGGUGCCUUCAUGUCCAAAACUCUGUCAUCUGUUAUUGGGUCAGCUCUUUCUGGCAUGUCUAACUUGAAACCGAAUACAGCCUCCACUUCCAGGGGAGAUAGCUCGAAUGUUCCAUCAAGUGUUUCCUACAAACAGCGAUCCGGUGACGAGGUCGACUUCCAUGUAUCACCGAACAACGACAAACCGACAGGACCAGACCACCAACAAGUGGCAGAUGAUUCUAGUGACAUUGACAUCGGGGAGGAAUUUGAAUUUUUGGACCAGUAUGACUUGGAAGAUGAUGAAAAAUAGUUGAAAAUAAUCUGGAAUGAAUAAUCUACAUUUUUUUAAAGUUAUAUUAAAUUUGGUUUUCUGCAGCUAAUGUUUAUAAAAAUGUCAUUUGGUGAUAUCUGUAUAAAACUGAAUUUAAGGUUUUGAUUUAAGAAUGUUAUUGUAAUGGAAUGUUGCACUUAAUUUGUUACCAGGUAAUAGUUUUUCACAAAUUAUUCAAUUCAUUUCUUUUUGAAGUUUUAUGAUGAAUUAAUGGGGAAAAAAUAUGGCCACACAAAAUAAUUAUGACAAAAGUGAAAUUACUCAGUUUUAGGACAAUGUUCUUAUUUUACCAGUUGUUAAAUUCUGGGAACCAUACCAGAUGUAACAUGUAUUUUGGACGAAUGUUUUGUCCAAAGACCAUAAGACUGUAGUACUACAUUAGUUAUUUAUUGGUACAACUUUCAUGGUCUGACUAACAAUACAUGUACAUGUACUGGGUAUGUGAAGGAAGAAAUCACUGGGGAAAACAGACUUAUUUUCAUACUUGAAUGCGGUUGUAGGGAUUCUUUGAAGUUUUCUGCUGAAACAUGUUGAUGAAAAAUAAAUCUUUCUACAUUAAUAA